AUGGCUAUGAGUAUAUCUACAAACAAUGUUGUACAAAGUUCUAGUAACAGUACAUAUAAGCCACAAGUGAUGGCAUCAACAACAACAACGUCAACAUCAACAUUAACAAAAAAAGAAUCGUCUCCACCAACAUCAACAGCUAAUACUUAUGUUCGAUGUCUUCCACAUCCGCCUACAUAUCAUUUAACAAUUGCUGAUUUAUUUGAUACUUCAGCUGGUGGUGGCAAACCUCGACUUGAACGUCUUCGUGAACAUCUAAUUGCUGAAGGACGUCUUGAAGAAGAUGCUGCAUUGAUGAUUAUUGAAUAUGGAGAACAUUUAUUACGUUCCGAAAAUACAUUAAUCGAUUUAGAAGCUCCAAUAACUGUGUGUGGUGAUAUUCACGGACAAUUCUAUGAUCUUAUGAAAUUACUUGAAGUUGGGGGUCCACCAGCUACUACACGUUAUUUAUUUAUGGGUGAUUAUGUUGACCGAGGUUAUUUUUCCAUUGAAUGUGUUCUUUACUUAUGGGCGCUUAAAAUUCAUUAUCCAACAACAUUUUUUCUACUUCGUGGAAAUCAUGAAUGUCGACAUUUAACUGAAUAUUUUACCUUUAAAAGUGAAUGUAAAAUUAAAUAUACAGAACGAGUUUAUGAUGCAUGUAUGCGUGCAUUUGAUUGUUUACCAUUAGCUGCUCUUAUAGAUAAACAGUUCUUUUGUGUUCAUGGUGGUCUUUCACCAGAAAUUCAUACAUUAGAUGAUAUUAAAAAAUUAGAUCGUUUUAAAGAACCACCGCCAUAUGGUCCAAUGUGUGAUUUAUUAUGGAGUGAUCCCGUUGAAGAUUAUGGACAUGAAAAAUCUCAUGAUGAAAAAUAUUUAUUUAAUGCAACACGUGGUUGUUCAUAUUUUUAUACAUUUAAAGCUGUUAAUGAUUUUCUUGUUCGAAAUUGUUUAUUAACUGUUAUACGUGCACAUGAAGCACAAGAUGUUGGCUAUCGUAUGUAUCGUAAAUGUCCACAAAGUGGUUUUCCAUCAUUAAUGACAAUAUUUUCUGCACCAAAUUAUCUUGAUGUUUAUCAAAAUAAAGCAGCUAUACUUAAAUAUGAUACAAAUAUAGUUAAUAUAAGACAAUUUAAUGCUUCACCACAUCCAUAUUGGUUACCAAAUUUUAUGAAUGUUUUUACAUGGUCAUUACCGUUUGUUGGCGAAAAAAUAACUGAAAUGUUAAUUAAUAUAUUAAAUAUAUGUAGUGAAGAAGAACUUAUAACGGAUUUAUCAAAUGAUCAACAAAAUGAUAAUGACAAUCAAUUUCGUCGUGAUGCUAUACGUUCAAAAAUACGAGCUGUUGGAAAAAUGGCUAAAGUUUAUGCAUCAUUACGUGAAGCUAGUGAAAAUGUUUUAAAUUUAAAAGGUCUUGCACCUGUAUCACCAGCAUCAUCCACAACAAAUCUUACUGAACUUAUUGAUGACGAAGGAGAUACUACAGAACAUCGAAAAGUACCAACUGAUUUUUCAUUUUCAACAGCUAAAACAUUUGAUCAAAUUAAUGAACGUAUGCCACCAUGGUCCGAUGCUGAACGAAAACAACGUUUAACAAAUAGAAAUCAAACAAUAAAUGAUGAUCCAAUUAUACAUAAUGUUGAUAGUGAUAAUGAACAAGCAGAAUCAAUAACAAAUGAAAGCGACUCGGCACAUCAUACACCUAUUCUUUUAAUACAAAAAGAAGAUGAAAAAAUUCUCAAUGGAAUCGAUAAUAUUCCAAACAAAACAUGUGAAUCUUCUUUUUCAAAAUCAAAAACAGAUUUUUUUCACUCAAAACAAAAAUCUAUCUCAUCUUCAACCGGUGAUCAAUAUACUGAUCUUGAACAUACUCAAAUAAAUUCUGAUAAACAUCAUGAUAAACAUGUAUCUCAUCAAAAACAUUCCACCAAUAUUUCGAAUCAUUCAACAGCAAGUGGUGGUUUUUCAAUAAGAAAUCCUGUUAGUUCAUUUCGAUCAUGGGUAUUGCAUAAAAAAUCUUCUAGAGAAGAUUCAAUAACAAAAUACGGAAAAAUCGAUACAUCUCCAACACCACGUAAAUUAUCUUUGAGUUCAGAUACAACAAAACGAACUCGAACUAAUUCAGCAUCAGCUACAACAACAUCAUCUGUAAUUAAUAAUCCUCAUCAGCAACAACAACAACAGCAACCAACUCAAUCAAAUUCUUCUUUAGCUACAUCAGCAACACGUGUAAAGAAGAAAUCAUCAUUUACAUUACGUAAUACAAAUCCAAUAGCAUUACUUAAACGAACACCGGAAACAAAUCAUAAUCAAACAGAUUUAUCAUCAACUGAACAAACAGGAGCCGGAGGAGGCGGAGGAGGUCCGUUUGGUUAUUUAAAACAUCUUGUGCGAGGCGACAGUAGUAGCAGUGAAAGAAAGCAGUAG
Molecule: messenger RNA, 2406 nt
Organism: Rotaria sp. Silwood1
Lineage: Eukaryota; Metazoa; Rotifera; Eurotatoria; Philodinida; Philodinidae
Source: the annotation of a GenBank genome assembly